Ylistrum balloti is the source of this 1674-nucleotide messenger RNA. RefSeq lists its product as uncharacterized. Lineage: Eukaryota; Metazoa; Mollusca; Bivalvia; Pectinida; Pectinidae. The record is from RefSeq and is a predicted model, not a curated record. Bases 1 to 1674 code for a protein of 557 amino acids. The transcript is spliced from 3 exons.
AUGUUUCGUACCCAUUCACAACUCCAACUUGACCUUGCCCUACUACUCGGUGGCACAGCACACAAUGUACGUGAAAUCAGGAAUAAGGAAAGAGGAGGAGCUGUAGAAGGGGGAGGUCCCUGGGAUGGAAGUCAUAUUGAAGGAGCUGGGGAAGGGGGAGGUCCCUGGGAUGGAAGUCAUAUUGAAGGAACUGGGGAAGGGGUAGGUCCCUGGGGUGGAAGUCAUAUUGAAGGAGCUGGGGAAGGGGGAGGUCCCUGGGGUGGAAGUCAUAUUGAAGGAGCUGAGGAAGGGGUAGGUCCCUGGGGUGGAAGUCAUAUUGAAAGAGCUGGGGAAGGGGGAGGUCCCUGGGAUGGAAGUCAUAUUGAAGGAGCUGGGGAAGGGGGAGGUCCCUGGGAUGGAAGUCAUAUUGAAGGAACUGGGGAAGGGGGAGGUCCCUGGGAUGGAAGUCAUAUUGAAAGAGCUGGGGAAGGGGUAGGUCCCUGGGGUGGAAGUCAUAUUGAAGGAGCUGGGGAAGGGGGAGGUCCCUGGGGUGGAAGUCAUAUUGAAGGAGCUGGGGAAGGGGGAGGUCCCUGGGAUCCAAGUCAUAUUGAAAGAGCUGGGGAAGGAGGAGGUCCCUGGGAUGGAAGUCAUAUUGAAGGAGCUGAGGAAGGGGUAGGUCCCUGGGGUGGAAGUCAUAUUGAAAGAGCUGGGGAAGGGGGAGGUCCCUGGGGUGGAAGUCAUAUUGAAGGAACUGGGGAAGGGGUAGGUCCCUGGGGUGGAAGUCAUAUUGAAGGAGCUGGGGAAGGGGGAGGUCCCUGGGAUGGAAGUCAUAUUGAAAGAGCUGGGGAAGGGGUAGGUCCCUGGGGUGGAAGUCAUAUUGAAGGAGCUGGGGAAGGGGGAGGUCCCUGGGGUGGAAGUCAUAUUGAAGGAGCUGGGGAAGGGGGAGGUCCCUGGGAUCCAAGUCAUAUUGAAAGAGCUGGGGAAGGAGGAGGUCCCUGGGAUGGAAGUCAUAUUGAAGGAGCUGAGGAAGGGGUAGGUCCCUGGGGUGGAAGAGCUGGGGAAGGGGGAGGUCCCUGGGAUGGAAGUCAUAUUGAAGGAGCUGGGGAAGGGGGAGGUCCCUGGGAUGGAAGUCAUAUUGAAGGAACUGGGGAAGGGGGAGGUUCCUGGGAUCCAAGUCAUAUUGAAAGAGCUGGGGAAGGGGUAGGUCCCUGGGAUGGAAGUCAUAUUGAAGGAGCUGAGGAGGGGGGAGGUCCCUGGGAUGGAAGUCAUAUUGAAAGAGCUUGGGAAGGGGGAGGUCCCUGGGAUGGAAGUCAUAUUGAAGGAGAUUGGGAAGGAGGAGGUCCCUGGGAUGGAAGUCAUAUUGAAAGAGCUGGGGAAGGGGGAGGUCCCUGGGAUGGAAGUCAUAUUGAAGGAGCUGGGGAAGGGGGAGGUCCCUGGGAUCCAAGUCAUAUUGAAAGAGCUGGGGAAGGGGUAGGUCCCUGGGAUGGAAGUCAUAUUGAAGGAGCUGAGGAGGGGGGAGGUCCCUGGGAUGGAAGUCAUAUUGAAAGAGCUUGGGAAGGGGGAGGUCCCUGGGAUGGAAGUCAUAUUGAAGGAGAUUGGGAAGGAGGAGGUCCCUGGGAUGGAAGUCAUAUUGAAAGAGCUGGGGAAGGGGGAGGUCCCUGGGAUGGAAGUCAUAUUGAAGGAGCUAGAGGCUAA